Molecule: messenger RNA, 624 nt
Organism: Arabidopsis thaliana (thale cress)
Lineage: Eukaryota; Viridiplantae; Streptophyta; Magnoliopsida; Brassicales; Brassicaceae
Gene: DYT1
Product: basic helix-loop-helix (bHLH) DNA-binding superfamily protein
Exons: 3
Coding region: 1-624 (207 amino acids)
Cellular component (GO): nucleus
Molecular function (GO): protein dimerization activity
Source: RefSeq, marked reviewed
AUGGGUGGAGGAAGCAGAUUUCAAGAACCAGUGAGGAUGAGCCGUAGGAAACAAGUAACAAAAGAGAAGGAAGAAGAUGAAAACUUCAAAUCUCCAAAUCUUGAAGCAGAGAGACGUAGAAGAGAGAAGCUUCAUUGUCGGCUUAUGGCUCUGCGAUCUCAUGUCCCCAUUGUCACCAACAUGACUAAAGCAAGUAUUGUUGAAGAUGCGAUUACUUACAUAGGAGAGCUUCAAAACAAUGUUAAGAAUCUCUUAGAGACAUUUCAUGAAAUGGAAGAAGCUCCUCCUGAGAUUGAUGAAGAACAAACGGAUCCAAUGAUAAAACCUGAAGUUGAAACUAGUGAUCUUAACGAAGAGAUGAAGAAACUCGGAAUCGAGGAGAAUGUGCAAUUGUGUAAGAUUGGGGAGAGGAAGUUUUGGUUAAAGAUCAUAACAGAGAAGAGAGAUGGGAUCUUUACUAAAUUCAUGGAGGUUAUGAGAUUUCUCGGAUUCGAGAUUAUCGAUAUUAGUCUAACAACUUCAAAUGGAGCAAUUCUUAUUAGUGCCUCUGUUCAGACACAGGAACUCUGUGAUGUUGAACAGACAAAAGAUUUUCUUUUGGAAGUUAUGAGAAGCAAUCCAUAA